Molecule: messenger RNA, 1302 nt
Organism: Lachnellula hyalina
Lineage: Eukaryota; Fungi; Ascomycota; Leotiomycetes; Helotiales; Lachnaceae
Product: putative magnesium transporter
Exons: 5
Coding region: 1-1302 (433 amino acids)
Biological process (GO): magnesium ion transport
Cellular component (GO): membrane
Molecular function (GO): magnesium ion transmembrane transporter activity
Source: RefSeq, a predicted model, not a curated record
AUGUUAGAAGACAAGUAUGUGGACCGUUGCUUGGUGUGCGUGAAGUGGGAUGAAUUGGUGCUGAUAAACGCUUGGCAGAUACAUAGGAUUGGCAUUGGCCAUCACGAGUACGAUUGCGAUAGGAACAAGUUUUGUUAUUACGAAGAAGGUACGCACACCAUCUACGAGAUCAAGGGUUGGUAUAAGGGCAAUGCUGAUGAAAAUAGGGUCUCAUACAAGCAGAAGAGCGCCAUGGCUUUGAAGGAGAUGGCUUCACAUACCUCAAAAGCCCCAUAUGUCAUCAUCGGCGAAAUCGCAAACUUCGCAGCCUACGCCUUCGCGCCCGCAAUCCUCGUAACACCACUCGGCGCACUCAGUGUACUGAUCGGAGCAGUCCUCGGCUCGUAUUUCUUGCACGAGGAGCUGGGAAUACUGGGGAAGCUGGGGUGCGCGAUAUGUCUGAUUGGGAGUGUAAUCAUUGUGUUGCAUGCGCCGCCGGAUCAACCGAUUGAGACUAUUGAUGAGAUCUUGCAUUAUGCGAUUCAGCCUGCAGUAGCAGUAUUCGCCGUAGUAAUGAUAUACCGCGUCGCGCCCAAAUACGGAAAACAGAACCCGCUGAUCUACCUCUCGAUAUGCUCGACUGUUGGCUCAGUUUCCGUUAUGUCCGUCAAGGCAUUCGGGAUAGCGGUGAAGUUGACGUUGGCGGGGAAAAAUCAAUUUACGCAUCCGAGUACUUAUGUGUUUAUCAUCUUGACAACAGUGUGCAUUUUGACGCAGAUGAAUUAUUUCAACAAGGCGUUGAGUCAGUUUCCUACUUCGAUAGUAAACCCCCUCUACUAUGUAUGCUUCACAACAGCCACCCUCUGUGCCUCCUUCAUCCUCUACGGCGGCUUCAACACCUCCGACGCAGUAAACACCCUCUCCCUCCUCUCCGGCUUCCUCGUAAUCUUCACGGGCGUCUACCUACUCAACCUCUCGCGCGGCGAUCCCAACGGCUCCCGAAUGAUCCACGGCACGACGCACGACGGCAUAGCCACGGACAUCAUCUCGGGUAUCCAAACCCGCCGAAGCAUGCAAGCUAGAAGGAGUGCGGAUCCAGCGUUCAUAGGCGAUCGCGAAGGCCUAAUCCAUGCAUAUGACGAAGAGAACGGACUCGGGUUGACGGAUCUAGAGGGUAGUGAUGAGGAGGAGGGGGCGGGCUUGAAUGGCAAUGGGAAGCUGUAUACGAACGGGAACGGGAAUAAUGGGUCGAAGCAUAGUUUUGGGGAUCGGAGAUCGCGGAGCGGCCAUUCUUCCAGGAGGGGAUCGCCUUUGCAGCGGUGA